Messenger RNA from Dendroctonus ponderosae (mountain pine beetle), 2109 nucleotides. Its product is annotated as gamma-gliadin. NCBI's taxonomy places the organism in Eukaryota, Metazoa, Arthropoda, Insecta, Coleoptera, Curculionidae. The coding region runs from base 1059 to 2012 and encodes 317 amino acids. The record is from RefSeq and is a predicted model, not a curated record. The transcript is spliced from 3 exons.
CGCAGACAGUUUUUGCUCAAAUUAGACUUAGAAAAGCGCUUUUUAUGAAAGUAUUGUUUGCAUUAUGUUCAGCAUUCAGAACAAUUGGAGCAAUUUACUGUAUUUUGCCAUUAAGAUUUCACUUUUUGUAUACAAAUAGUUCAUUGCUAGAGCGAUAAAUUUCUCAAAAAACUCAGAUUAGCAAUUUCAUUGUAACGCAGGGUAACACUUGAUAUUUCAGAAAAUCGCCAAUUUUUCAGACAUAACGAACUCAUUUUCUGAAUUUUCUCUAUUAUUGGCGGAGGAAAGCGCGCACGGUCGUUCCUAUCGACUAUCGAGCAAAUUGGAGGACAAAAUGAUAUUAACGUGGACGCACCUUUGAAAGCUUGCAACUCGAAAACUAGGACGAUUUGGGCAAUAGUUUAUCAGGGUUAUUUUUCGCUCAAAAUGACCCCAAGAAGCCGGUUUGCGGAAAAUUGCACACUGAAUUUGUUAUAAUUGACAGUUUGCGAAUAAGAAAACCCUGUUUUUAUCCUAUUUUUAUCGCUUUAAAUUAAAAACAAACAAGACAAAUUUUAAAAAAUUGUCAAACGUCUCAAUUAUUUGUAUAACAAUUGCGAUUUAUUCACAUCAGCGACCAAAAAUCAAUCAAUCCAAUUAAUUCAUUAAUUGUCCAAUAGUGUUGAUAAUUAAAUCACGUCUUCGCACUAUUAAAAAUAAUUGCAUAACCCGAGCAGUUAUCGGUUUUUGGUAACUGUAUCAGGUAUUGGGCAAACUAGGCGUUGCUAACAUCCACCUGCGUGACUGCAGUUUCAAUUUUUUUAUAAUCCGCUCUUCGUCUAGCGGCCCCGCAAAAACGAAGAUGGCACUAAAUGGCUGUAGAAUAUUUGGUAGGAAAGCCCUGAAGAUUAGCAGUGAAAAUGAAAGUACCACCUUGGGACAUUUCUUCAGCAGGAUUCCGUUUUGGCUCUAUUAUAUGGUUCCCCCAUUACCUAUGCUGAUGGCCGAGUAUAUAAAGAAUAAGGCAUUCAUUAUCGCUAUUUUAUUGUUAGUGAGAAGGUGUGUGGUCAAUUGAAGACAUGGAAUUUAACUUAAGUCUUCAACUGCUGACUGUCCUGGCAACAGUUGCUCUUGCCGUGGGACAACAACAGCAGCAGCUGCAGCCAGUUGCUCCUCAACCCUCAGCCCCUCUUCUAGGAGUGCGUUACUCAGCAGCCACCGAUGUAUCCCACAUUUCAUUCAACUCGCCCCUGGUUACUUAUGGAUCGUCGCUGAAUGAAAUUCAAUUGCCCGCCGCUCCGGUGCAGCCGGCCAAUCUUAAGCAGCUGCCGCAGAGUGAGGAAGCCGCACCCUCACAGCCGAGUGAGGACCAGACUUUGCUGCGCAGCUUUGGAACUCAAGGGCAGACUCAGCAACUUCAAGCUGCAGCAACGCCCUCCAAUCAGCCGCAGUUCAUUUCAGUGCAGCAGUUCCCAGCAAAUCCUCAGCUUCAAGUUCAGCCUCAGAACUUACCUGGGAAUCAGCAACAGUCUGCAUCGAGGUACGCUGCUGCACAGCAGCAGCCUGUUCAAAACUACGCGCCCCAUCAGUUUCCAACAGUCCAAAGCCAGCAGCAACAGUAUCCGCAGUUCGCUCAACAACAAUCUGCCUUGGGAUACGAACCAAGACAGUUGCCAGCCAUUCAGAGUCAGCAGCAAUUUCCUCUUCCUCAAUCAUACGUUUCUUCUUCAGCGCAGCCUGUGCAGCAAUACUUUUCUCCACAAGGGCAAUAUGUGUUGCCUCAGCAGCAGCAACAGCAGCUGGCAAAUGCACUUCCUCAGCAGUAUUUGGGCCAGCCGCAGCAGCAACAGCAACUUGUGUCUUCAGCUCCCACUAGCAAUGGCUACUUUGCUACUGGUCCAUACGCUGCUCAAUACCAGCAACCAAAUCUACUUGCCCGUCAGCAAUAUCCUCAAACUGUUGCUGCGGCGCCUCAAUUUGUCUCCAGAGUGGCUUUCAACGGACCAACAACUGAUUUCAGUUAUAGCUUCUAGGUGAUAAAUAGAAAAAUAUGCUGAAACAUUAACGGUUCCUAUGCGUCUGUUUCCAUUAGGCGGACAAAGAUUGUACAUAAUAUAUUAUUUUAUUAAA